This is a messenger RNA of Caenorhabditis elegans, 876 nucleotides long. RefSeq names its product Glycolipid transfer protein domain-containing protein (gene Y82E9BR.14). Lineage: Eukaryota; Metazoa; Nematoda; Chromadorea; Rhabditida; Rhabditidae. The record is from RefSeq and is marked reviewed. Gene Ontology annotation, cellular component: cytoplasm. Gene Ontology annotation, biological process: intermembrane lipid transfer; ceramide 1-phosphate transport. Gene Ontology annotation, molecular function: lipid transfer activity. The coding region runs from base 1 to 696 and encodes 231 amino acids. The transcript is spliced from 4 exons.
AUGACGUCAUCAUCACCAGUGGUUGCUGUGGAGCCAAAUGACGUGGCAGAUUCACCGGGACACGAGACGUACUUCGCGAAGCCGGAGCACUUUUUCCCACAUCUCACCGAUGAUGGGAAAAUUCCGACGGCUCAGUUUUUGAGCGCUUGCCAAGGAAUUGCUGAUUUUGUGUCAUUCCUCGGCGCCACGUUCAGCCUCGUUCGGAAGGAUAUUCAAGGAAAUGUGGACAAAGUUCGAGUUCGCUUCGAGAAGGAUCAAGAAGGACAGAAGUAUCUACAGCAGUUGAUUGACGCGGAUCUUGCUGAACACGGCGGAAAGUUCGGAAUUGCCACCGAGGGGCUGUUGUGGUUGAAAAGAGGACUUCAAUUCAUGCUCGAGCUGCUCACCGAAAUGGUCACCGCCUACAAUUCAGGCCUUCCACGUGAUAAAACCGAGGAUUUGAGUGGAGCUGUGGCGACCGCCUAUGGAAAAUCACUUAAAAGACAUCAUGGAUUUAUAGCCAAACAGGCUUUUAAAGUAGUCACAAUGGCCGUCCCUUACCGCCGUCAAAUCCUAAAAGCCGUUGCUUUGGGCCAAGAAGGGCUCGACGACGUCUGUAUUCAUCAUAUCCAGUGCCAUUUGGACAAUUUCCGGCUUAACGUGAAGACACUGGUGGAUUAUUAUAUUGAGAAGAAGCUCGAUACGCCGGAUGUAUAAAUUUUUUGAUUUUUCGCUGAUUUUUCCCCACUGAUUUUCGCCUAUUUUUAUGCUCUUUUUUGCUCAAAAUAUCAUUUAAUUUAUUAUUUUUACCCUCCUGAACCCCAAAUCCCCAAAUUUUAUUGUGAUGUGCUUCUUUUUUCCUGUAAAUUCCUUAAAAUGUACGCUUUAUCAUGUAAA